Closterium sp. Naga37s-1 is the source of this 2892-nucleotide messenger RNA. Lineage: Eukaryota; Viridiplantae; Streptophyta; Zygnematophyceae; Desmidiales; Closteriaceae. The record is from the annotation of a GenBank genome assembly.
AUGUCGCCGCAGUUCACGCACGCCGCCAUGGCCGGCGCCAUGGCAAGAGCGGCGAGCAGCAGAAGGCAGUUGGAGAGCGACUUGGAGCCAGGCAGGCUGACGAGCGGCGAGCAGCAGGAGGCGGUUGGAGAGGGACUUGGAGCCGGGCAGGUUGACGGUGCCGCUGAUCUGAGCGACCCUCUACCACCUGACUUUGGCAACAGCGCCCUUUCAGCCCACCUUGGCAAGGGCAGCAAGCAGCAGCAGGCGGUUGGAGAGGGACUUGGAGCCGGGCAGGUUGACGGUGCCGCUGAUCUGAGCGACCCUCUACCACCUAACUUUGGCAACAGCGCCCUUUCAGCCCACCUUGGCAAGGGCAGCAAGCAGCAGCAGGCGGUUGGAGAGGGACUUGGAGCCGGGCAGGUUGACGGUGCCGCUGAUCUGAGCGACCCUCUACCACCUGACUUUGGCAACAGCGCCCUUUCAGCCCACCUUGGCAAGGGCAGCAAGCAGCAGCAGGCGGUUGGAGAGGGACUUGGAGCCGGGCAGGUUGACGGUGCCGCUGAUCUGAGCGACCCUCUACCACCUGACUUUGGCAACAGCGCCCUUUCAGCCCACCUUGGCAAGGGCAGCAAGCAGCAGCAGGCGGUUGGAGAGGGACUUGGAGCCGGGCAGGUUGACGGUGCCGCUGAUCUGAGCGACCCUCUACCACCUGACUUUGGCAACAGCGCCCUUUCAGCCCACCUUGGCAAGGGCAGCAAGCAGCAGCAGGCGGUUGGAGAGGGACUUGGAGCCGGGCAGGUUGACGGUGCCGCUGAUCUGAGCGACCCUCUACCACCUGACUUUGGCAACAGCGCCCUUUCAGCCCACCUUGGCAAGGGCAGCAAGCAGCAGCAGGCGGUUGGAGAGGGACUUGGAGCCGGGCAGGUUGACGGUGCCGCUGAUCUGAGCGACCCUCUACCACCUGACUUUGGCAACAGCGCCCUUUCAGCCCACCUUGGCAAGGGCAGCAAGCAGCAGCAGGCGGUUGGAGAGGGACUUGGAGCCGGGCAGGUUGACGGUGCCGCUGAUCUGAGCGACCCUCUACCACCUGACUUUGGCAACAGCGCCCUUUCAGCCCACCUUGGCAAGGGCAGCAAGCAGCAGCAGGCGGUUGGAGAGGGACUUGGAGCCGGGCAGGUUGACGGUGCCGCUGAUCUGAGCGACCCUCUACCACCUAACUUUGGCAACAGCGCCCUUUCAGCCCACCUUGGCAAGGGCAGCAAGCAGCAGCAGGCGGUUGGAGAGGGACUUGGAGCCGGGCAGGUUGACGGUGCCGCUGAUCUGAGCGACCCUCUACCACCUGACUUUGGCAACAGCGCCCUUUCAGCCCACCUUGGCAAGGGCAGCAAGCAGCAGGAGGCGGUUGGAGAGGGACUUGGAGCCGGGCAGGUUGACGGUGCCGCUGAUCUGAGCGACCCUCUACCACCUGACUUUGGCAACAGCGCCCUUUCAGCCCACCUUGGCAAGGGCAGCAAGCAGCAGCAGGCGGUUGGAGAGGGACUUGGAGCCGGGCAGGUUGACGGUGCCGCUGAUCUGAGCGACCCUCUACCACCUGACUUUGGCAACAGCGCCCUUUCAGCCCACCUUGGCAAGGGCAGCAAGCAGCAGCAGGCGGUUGGAGAGGGACUUGGAGCCGGGCAGGUUGACGGUGCCGCUGAUCUGAGCGACCCUCUACCACCUGACUUUGGCAACAGCGCCCUUUCAGCCCACCUUGGCAAGGGCAGCAAGCAGCAGCAGGCGGUUGGAGAGGGACUUGGAGCCGGGCAGGUUGACGGUGCCGCUGAUCUGAGCGACCCUCUACCACCUGACUUUGGCAACAGCGCCCUUUCAGCCCACCUUGGCAAGGGCAGCAAGCAGCAGGAGGCGGUUGGAGAGGGACUUGGAGCCGGGCAGGUUGACGGUGCCACUGAUCUGAGCGACCCUCUACCACCUGACUUUGGCAACAGCGCCCUUUCAGCCCACCUUGGCAAGGGCAGCAAGCAGCAGCAGGCGGUUGGAGAGGGACUUGGAGCCGGGCAGGUUGACGGUGCCGCUGAUCUGAGCGACCCUCUACCACCUGACUUUGGCAACAGCGCCCUUUCAGCCCACCUUGGCAAGGGCAGCAAGCAGCAGCAGGCGGUUGGAGAGGGACUUGGAGCCGGGCAGGUUGACGGUGCCGCUGAUCUGAGCGACCCUCUACCACCUGACUUUGGCAACAGCGCCCUUUCAGCCCACCUUGGCAAGGGCAGCAAGCAGCAGCAGGCGGUUGGAGAGGGACUUGGAGCCGGGCAGGUUGACGGUGCCGCUGAUCUGAGCGACCCUCUACCACCUGACUUUGGCAACAGCGCCCUUUCAGCCCACCUUGGCAAGGGCAGCAAGCAGCAGCAGGCGGUUGGAGAGGGACUUGGAGCCGGGCAGGUUGACGGUGCCGCUGAUCUGAGCGACCCUCUACCACCUGACUUUGGCAACAGCGCCCUUUCAGCCCACCUUGGCAAGGGCAGCAAGCAGCAGCAGGCGGUUGGAGAGGGACUUGGAGCCGGGCAGGUUGACGGUGCCGCUGAUCUGAGCGACCCUCUACCACCUGACUUUGGCAACAGCGCCCUUUCAGCCCACCUUGGCAAGGGCAGCAAGCAGCAGCAGGCGGUUGGAGAGGGACUUGGAGCCGGGCAGGUUGACGGUGCCGCUGAUCUGAGCGACCCUCUACCACCUGACUUUGGCAACAGCGCCCUUUCAGCCCACCUUGGCAAGGGCAGCAAGCAGCAGCAGGCGGUUGGAGAGGGACUUGGAGCCGGGCAGGUUGACGGUGCCGCUGAUCUGAGCGAUGGGCUCCAGCUUCAAGCUCUCCACCGCCUCUGCCGUGUGCGCCGCUGCUGCCACCGGGGGGCGCGCUGA